Messenger RNA from Penicillium diatomitis, 2964 nucleotides. Its product is annotated as molybdopterin oxidoreductase family protein. NCBI's taxonomy places the organism in Eukaryota, Fungi, Ascomycota, Eurotiomycetes, Eurotiales, Aspergillaceae. The record is from RefSeq and is a predicted model, not a curated record. The coding region runs from base 1 to 2964 and encodes 987 amino acids. The transcript has 5 exons. Gene Ontology annotation, molecular function: molybdopterin cofactor binding; oxidoreductase activity.
AUGCCGCCAAACGCCGGUGAAGUGCGGGACUCCAUUGAGAACAUUUGGGGCGACCGUACCCCUUACAAACAUGAAUGGCCGACUCGUUGUGAUGCCAGCACCACUGAAACCCCGGACAAAUGGGUGCAAAGUGCAUGUGUCUUGUGCAGCAACGGUUGUGGGCUAGAUAUUGGAGUUAAAGAUGGCCGAGUCAUUGGCGUACGGGGACGGGUUAGUGACCGAGUCAACAAGGGCCGACUUGGGCCUAAGGGAUUGAAUGGAUGGUCUUCAAUCCAUCAUCCAGAUCGCCUAAAAACUCCCUUGAUCCGUCGCGAGAAUGGCCAACUCGAACCUGCAUCCUGGGGCGAAGCCAUGUCUUUGAUUGCGGAAAAGGCUAAAGCAACUAUUGACAAGCUGACUCGCCAUGGCAUCGGUUUCUACACGUCGGGUCAGCUGUUUCUGGAAGAGUACUAUGUUUUGGCCAUGAUCGGUAAGGCUGGCUUGAACACUUUGCACAUGGAUGGUAACACAAGGCUUUGCACCGCAACAGCUGCUGCGAGUAUGAGAGAGUCAUUCGGCAGUGAUGGCCAGCCUGGGUCUUACACAGACAUCGACUACACCGACUGUCUCUUUCUCGUAGGCCAUAAUGUAGCAGCCACGCAGACUGUACUGUGGGCGCGCAUGCUUGAUCGAUUGGAGGGCCCCAAUCCACCAAAGCUCAUUGUCGUGGACCCUCGAGAAUCAGAAACGGCAAAACGCGCCACCAUCCAUCUGAGACCCAAGACUUCAACGAACCUCGCCCUGCUGAAUGGUCUCCAGCAUCUCCUUUUCAAGAACAACUGGGUCAACAUAGAAUACGCUACCAAGUAUACUGUGGGGGUCAACGAGCUUCGAGAGGUUGUUAAAGGGUACACGCCCGAUGUCGUGGAGAAAAUCACAGGCGUGCCGGCUCAGCAAUUGGAGGCCGCUGCUGAGAUACUCGGCAAGACCCCUUCGCUCCUAUCAACUGCUCUGCAGGGCGUCUAUCAAUCGAGCCAGGCGACCCCGAGUGCCUGUCAGAUCAACAACAUCAAUCUUUUGCUUGGCCACAUCGGCAAGCCGGGCAGCGGCAUCUUGCAAAUGAACGGCCAGCCAACGGCCCAAAAUAAUCGCGAAACAGGAUGUGACGGUGAAUAUCCAGGGUUCCGGAAUUUUCAGAACAAACGUCACAUGCAAGAGAUCGCGGAUGCAUGGAAUAUUGACCUGGUCAAGAUGCCUCACUGGAACCAGCCCACGCAUAUCGAGAACAUGUUGAAGUUCAUCGCCGACGGCUCCAUCGGCAUGUUCUGGAUCUCGGGCACUAACCCCAUGGUCAGCCUCCCGAAUCUGGCUCGAGUGCGCAAGCUAUUCACCAAACCUGAAUUGUUCGUGGUCUGUCAAGACAUCUUUCCGACCGAAACCACAGCAAUUGCCGACGUAGUUUUGCCUGCGGCGCAGUGGGGAGAAAAGACCGGCUGCUUCACCAACGUGGACCGCACCAUGCAUUUGUCGCACAAGGCCGUUGAACCUCCCGGGGAAGCGCGCGCAGAUCUGGAUAUUUUCCUGGAUUUUUCUCGGCGCAUGGAGUUCAAAGACAAGCAUGGCGGCCCCCUCAUUCCGUACAAGACCCCCGAGGAAGUUUUCAACGCGUGGAAGAAGAUGUCAUAUGACCGUCCAUGUGACUGCAGUGCCCUAACUUACGACAAGUUGACCGGCGGCUCCGGGAUUCAGUGGCCCUGCACCGACAAAUAUCCCAACGGGAAAGAACGCCUGUUUGACGACGGUAAAUUCUUCACCGACAUCGACUACUGCGAGGACUUUGGACACGAUCUGGAAACGGGAGCGCCUUUGACCAGAAGCCAGUAUGAAUCGUUGAAUCCGGCCGGCCGGGCAAUCUUGAAGGCUUGUCAUUAUCGCCCUCCACUGGAGACAAUCAACGAUGAUUUCCCGCUACGGCUGUCGACUGGACGAAAUGUUUUCCAUUUCCACACUCGGUCCAAAACCGGUCGAUCCAAACGACUUCAUCAGGCGUAUCCCGAACCGAAGAUUACGGUCUCUCCUGCAGAUGCGGAAAACUUACAGCUUACAGAUGGAGAAAUGGUAGUCGUUCGUUCGAGAAGAGGCGCAAUCGAGCUGCCAGUCGCUAUCGGAGAGAUUCAUACAGGCGACGUUUUCAUUCCAUUCCAUUUCGGAACCCUCAACGCGGAUGACGAGCGAUCUCGUGCCGCCAAUGAACUGACUCUUGAUGAAUGGGACCCUGUCUCGAAGCAACCGCGCUUCAAGACGGGUGCCGUCCGGAUUGAGAAGUGUGUCCAAAAAGAGACUGGGGACGAGGUCCAGGCAAAGGAGAUGAUCAGCCAAGCGGCCAAGCAAGCAGCAAAAAAGGCCAAGCAGGAAGCAUCUCAACAAGCCGGUGAGCGCGUCAGAAGGCUUGAAGUUUGGCUGGGAGCCACUCAUGAGGGGCUCGAGACUCUGCUGGAUAUCUACAAAAACCUUCUACCACGGCUGGUCAACGACUCCGAGGUCCACUCUGGAGUGCGGGAGCUGACCACCAUCACGACGGAGAUGCUGAAAAAUAUCCGGCCUCUGAUCGAAAGGUAUGACGAGAGUCGGCGAUUCGGCCGGGAUCUAUGCCACAAGCUACGGGAGGCCAUGUUUCCGAAAUCGGGAGACCGCCAAGAUCCAUGUGAAGCUCUCUCUGUGUUACAAUCUCUGCAACUCUUUGUCUCGUAUGUUGAAGGGCACCUUGUGGCUCUCACCCCGACGAGUCAGGCCCUGUGGGAUGAUGAGUUCAUCAAGGCGGUGGAUUUCUGCACCGAGCAGCUUGAGCGCCAGAAAGCGUGGAUCAAGCAGCAAGUGAAGGUCAGAGGCCCCCAAACUCUGUUGGUGCCGAUAGCAUUGCCUUAUGAGCUACAGACGGGGAAUACUGGAUUAGAGGGAAGCCUUCGGGGGUCUCAGUCUGCAUAA